Molecule: messenger RNA, 1853 nt
Organism: Nymphaea colorata (pocket water lily)
Lineage: Eukaryota; Viridiplantae; Streptophyta; Magnoliopsida; Nymphaeales; Nymphaeaceae
Product: 3-ketoacyl-CoA synthase 10
Exons: 3
Coding region: 34-1623 (529 amino acids)
Biological process (GO): fatty acid biosynthetic process
Cellular component (GO): membrane
Molecular function (GO): acyltransferase activity, transferring groups other than amino-acyl groups
Source: RefSeq, a predicted model, not a curated record
ACCCCAGAAACCCACCACAGAACCAGAGCAGCCAUGGCCGGCGCCGAGCAUCCGCUGCUCUCCACCGAGAUAGUCAACCGCGGCAUCGAGCCCUCCGGCCCCGACGCCGGCUCCCCGACAUUCUCCGUCCGCGUCCGCCGCCGUCUGCCGGACUUCCUGCAGUCCGUCAACCUCAGGCACGUCAAGUUGGGGUACCACUACCUCAUCAACCACGCCGUGUACGUGACCACCAUCCCCGUUCUGGUCCUCGUGUUCAGCGCAGAGAUCAGUAGCUUGAACAGGGAAGAGAUAUGGCGCCGCCUGUGGGUGGAAGCCCGCUACGAUCUCGCCACCGUCCUUGCGUUUGUCGGGAUGCUUGUCUUCAGCAUCUCCGGCUACUUCAUGUCCAGGCCCCGCCCGAUAUAUCUUGUUGACUUUGCCUGCUACAAGCCAUCAGAUGACCUCAAGAUGUCCAAGCAAGAAUUCAUCGAGCAAGCAAGAAAAUCAGGGAAGUUCGACGAGCCAAGCCUGGAGUUCCAGCAGCGCAUCCUCAAGUUCUCUGGCAUCGGCGACGAGACAUACGUGCCCAAGUCCGUCAUGGCGCCGGGAAACUGCGCCACCAUGAAGGAAGGGCGGGAGGAGGCUACGGCCGUCAUCUUCGGCGCGAUGGACGAACUGUUCGAGAAAACAAGAAUCCGGCCAAAGGACGUGGGCAUCCUGGUUGUGAACUGCAGCCUCUUCAACCCGACGCCCUCCCUGUCGGCCAUGAUCGUCAACCAUUACAAGAUGCGCAGCAACAUCAUCAGCUUCAACUUGGGAGGGAUGGGAUGCAGCGCCGGGAUCAUCGCCCUGGACCUGGCGCAGGACAUGCUUCAGUCCAACCCCAACAAUUAUGCUGUCGUCGUUAGCACCGAGAUGGUCACCUUCAACUGGUAUACCGGCCGGAACCGAUCCAUGAUGAUACCCAAUUGCUACUUCCGGAUGGGUUGCUCGGCCCUGCUGCUGUCCAACCGGCGCCGAGACCGGCGCCUAGCCAAGUACAAGCUUGAGCACAUAGUCCGCACACACAAGGGUGCUGAUGACCGGAGCUUUAGGUGUGUCAUCCAAGAAGAAGACGAGGAUCAGAAAAAGGGCCUCACGAUCAGCCGGGACCUGGUGGAGGUGGGCGGCCAAGCCCUCAAGGCCAACAUCACCACGCUGGGGCCGCUGGUGCUGCCAUUCUCCGAGCAGCUCAUCUUCUUCGCGACGCUCGCGACGCGCUUCCUGUUCGGCGCCGGCGAAGUCAGCAAGCCAUACAUUCCCGACUACAAGCUGGCCUUCGAGCACUUCUGCAUCCAGGCAGCGAGCAAGAGCGUGCUGGCCGAGCUGCAGAGGAACUUGGAGCUGACGGACGACAACCUGGAGGCCGCGCGGGCAACGCUGCACCGGUUCGGCAACACGUCCAGCAGCAGCAUUUGGUACGAGAUGGCCUACUUGGAGGCGAAGGAGAAGGUCCGGCGCGGCGACCGGGUGUGGCAGCUGGCCUUCGGCUCUGGGUUCAAGUGCAACAGCGCCGUGUGGCGCUCGCUGCGCCGGGUGAAGAAGCCCGCUAGGAACCCGUGGCUGGACUCCCUGGAGAGGUACCCAGCAGCUAUCAUGGAGUGAACUGAAACUAUGGCGCCAUUGUUACUUGAUUAAAUUUCCUUUUCAUGUGUUUAGAUAAGUUGUGAACAAAUGUGGGUUCACCGUUUUAAAAGGAUUCAGUGUGAUAUUUUAGUGUUGCAAGUAUGCAUGCAAGCAAGUGUACAUGCAUAUGAGCACACAAAAAGAUACUUAUGAUUAUUUGAUUGAAAGGAAUUUGAUGUUCUUCAGUUAAAAGCCAAUAAGUCUGUUUA